UUGGUGAUUCCCCCGCAUCUGGCGCCUGCCCGCUGCUGACCUACUUCUCGGGACGGCCGCCAGAGCGCGCUGCUGGUGGGGUGUGGUUGCGCGUUUGUUUGUGGUUGUGAAUCAUUCGGCAGGUAUCUCCGUUGGGAGCGUUUUGCUGUGUGUCAGGUUUUCUCCAAACAAACCAAAGAUGUCGUCCAGGAAGGCUGCAGGCCGCCGUGCCACCACCAAGAAGCGCGCUCAGCGUGCGACAUCAAAUGUCUUCGCCAUGUUUGAUCAGGCACAAAUCCAGGAGUUCAAGGAAGCUUUCAAUAUGAUUGAUCAAAACAGGGACGGAUUUGUCGAUAAGGAAGAUCUUCACGACAUGCUGGCCUCUCUUGGUAAAAAUCCCACUGAUGAGUACCUGGAAGGUAUGAUGAAUGAGGCUCCUGGACCAAUCAACUUCACCAUGUUCCUGACCCUCUUCGGAGAGCGUCUCCAAGGCACUGACCCAGAAGACGUCAUCAAGAAUGCUUUUGGCUGCUUUGAUGAGGAAAACCAGGGUGUUAUCCAUGAAGAGCGACUUCGUGAGCUCCUCAUCAGCAUGGGUGAUCGUUUUUCAGACGAAGAUGUGGAUGAAAUGUACCGUGAAGCACCUAUCAAGAAUGGAAUGUUUGAUUACAUUGAAUUCACUAGGAUUCUCAAACAUGGAGCUAAGGACAAGGAUGAGCAGUAAUAUUCUUUUUCUAUCUUUCGUCAUGU
This is a messenger RNA of Thrips palmi, 729 nucleotides long. RefSeq names its product myosin regulatory light chain sqh (gene sqh). Bases 179 to 703 code for a protein of 174 amino acids. Gene Ontology annotation, biological process: locomotion; post-embryonic development. The record is from RefSeq and is a predicted model, not a curated record. The transcript is spliced from 4 exons. Gene Ontology annotation, molecular function: calcium ion binding; myosin heavy chain binding. NCBI's taxonomy places the organism in Eukaryota, Metazoa, Arthropoda, Insecta, Thysanoptera, Thripidae. Gene Ontology annotation, cellular component: myosin II complex; cytoplasm.